Messenger RNA from Zootoca vivipara (common lizard), 2802 nucleotides. It is a transcript of the gene KATNBL1, whose product is annotated as katanin regulatory subunit B1 like 1. Gene Ontology annotation, molecular function: microtubule binding. The record is from RefSeq and is a predicted model, not a curated record. NCBI's taxonomy places the organism in Eukaryota, Metazoa, Chordata, Lepidosauria, Squamata, Lacertidae. Gene Ontology annotation, cellular component: nucleolus.
UCCCAGCGUGCACUGCGGCGGCGUUUGAAUGGCGCUCGCUACGCCGAGUGGGCCCCGGCGCUAGGACUCCGCCGCCGCCGCGCCCGGCGGCUCCCAUUUGAGGCCCGUCCAGCAGCAGAACCCGCGGCGUCUGGACCAUGAGCAGCACUCGCAGGGAUUUUGGAUAUUAUGGCAACUGAAGCCCAAAAUGUUAGAAAACGAAUGCUAUUGUAUAGUGACGGUCGUCCUGUUGAUCUCCCUAGAAAAAGGAGUUCUUAUUCCAUUAAUGAGAACAUGAAGGAGGGUAAGAAAUCUGCAAAACUUUUGGCUUCUUCCACAGGCAGAACAACUGUUGGGCAAACUUUGACCAGCCCCCAUCCUCUGUUCAAAGUAGUAUAUUGCAGAAGAAAAGCUCACUAUUAUACUCCAAAGCCUUGUUUCAGAAAGAAACAGCUCCCUAAAGUCAAGAGCCGUGACAUGGCAAAUAAGGAAAAUGAACUGGCAUGUGCAGCUGAUCUGCCAGCAAAACUGCCUGCUGACGGUCGUACUUUCUUACUAAACUCCAGUGAUUCUGGCCGCUCUCAAACAGAAAGUCCAUCAUCAAAGUACAGUGGAUUUUUUUCAGAGGUUUCAGAAGAUCAUGAUACUAUGGCACAGGUUCUCUUCAGUAGAAACCUCCGGUUGAAUGUAGCUUUAACUUUCUGGAGGAGAAGAAGUAUAAGCGAGCUCGUAGCCUAUUUAAUAAGGAUACAAGAUCUGGGUGUAGUGGUAGACUGCCUUCCUGUUCUUACCAGCAGUUUACAGGAAGAAAAACCAUAUAUUUCCGUGGGCUGCUGUGUAGACCUUCUACCAAUAGUUAGAUUACUGCUUAAGAGCAAAUUCGAAGAAUAUGUGAUCGUUGGCUUAAAUUGGCUCCAAGCUGUUAUUAAGAGGUGGUGGCCAGACCUUUCUGCCCAUGCAGAAAAAAUAGAGGAUGGAAAUAUUCAGAUUUUAAAGACACAAUUAAGUGGAUUGUGGAAGCAAGAAAAUCAUCUUACUUUGGUUCCAGGAUAUACGGGUAAUAUAGCAAAGGUAAUGUGUUUGUGGUGUUCCUUUGUGGUCUCAAUGUUAUACUGCCUCCAUUACACUUAAGCUGUAGUGAGCUGAUUUAUUUUGUGGGGUGCUACUAAGCCAACCUAGCAGUUGGAAGCACGUCAAAGUGCAAGUAGAUAAAUAGGUACCACUACAGUGGGAAGAUAAACGGCUUUUCCGUGUGCUGCUCUGGUUCGCCAGAAGCGGCUUUGUCAUGCUGGCCACAUGACCUGGCCACUGUACGCCGGCUCCCUCGGCCAAUAAUGCGAGAUAAGUGCCGCAACCCCAGAGUCGGUCACGACGACCUAAUGGUCUAAGCAUUUGGAAGUCUGAUUUCUCUAUGUAAACAGCAACCAACUAUUUCUCUUUGUUUAGUUAAUGUGACGGGCCUGCAAAAUGUUGGGGUGACUUUCAUCAAACUGCUCUCGCUCUCCUCAGUCUUUGUCACUUUUAAAGUAGCCCAUUAGUAAGUUAGAUUGAAUAACUUUGGCUUAUUCUUUAUUGUGGGUCUGCUCCUCAGUCUUUGCUUGGUAACCAUUUCUUAUCCCUUAGCUCUUUUGCUUGAUCAUCAGCCUGAUCCUUGUUUUCUUUUAUUCUGGACCAGCUGCAGAAGUAUCAAUUGCUUUCCUUCCUAUUAGAGGAGGGAGCCGUGUAUAUGGCUCAAAUGAAAAGGAAGAGAAGACAUAAUCAUAACAAUCCUUGAAGCAAUUCCAAGUGCUCCAAGGGCUUCACAUUAUCUUGUCAACCUUGCCAUAGCCCUGUGAGAAGCAGUUGUAGUAUUAUGUCUAUAUUGCAGAUAGAGGGCUGAGAGCAAGUGUGAAGUACUUAAUCGGCUUAGUGAGCUCAUUGUACAGGUGAAAUUCAAACCAGAGACUUUCUGGUUUUAUCUCAGCUUCCUAGCGCUGAUUCUGCACCAGCUCUCAUGAAAGAAACAUGCAUGGUUGAGGAGGAAAGAAUCUUAUCCUUGCCCACGCAUUACUGGAGCUCCUCCUUCCUGCAGACUUCUUCAGGUGUUAUUAAGUUGCCACAUAUGAGGGGGCAAUGGGGACAAGUGCACUAGCCUUGGCCCCUCAUUGCCAUUCUUGGUGCCCCCUCCAGCUUUCCAGGGUUAUAUCACAAGGUUGACAUCAACAAGGAAGGCAGAGCUAGAGUAUACUCUCUGGUCUCCCCCUACUCCCUGCAUGGUAACUUAACCUUUGUCAGUAAUGCCUGAAGAGAGGGCUUGUAUCGCGCUCGCGCUCGCGCUCUCCAAAGGGGAGGACACAGAAACAAAAGAUGCACUUUUCUCUCUUUCAAUUGCACUUGCUCAGGGGCUUGGAACAAUUCUAGAAGGGAUAAUCCAUGUGCAGAAGGGAAGGAUUUCCCAAGAUAUGUGCUUUAGCAUAGCAUCUAUUGCUGGAAGAAGCAAGGGGCGGUUUGUACAGGGGAACUGUGAAUAGUCCAACAUCUCACCCUAGAGCAACAAUUCCCAUGUAACAUUUCAGAUUCUUGGGGUGGCGCCUGCAGUGGGGUGGGGUACACUGCUGUUCAUAUGGCUUUCUGUGAGCAAGGUGAGAUAUUCAUGUAAAACACUUUCAUUAAAUUCUAGCAAUAUCGAAUGUGUAAAAGAGAAUCUUCAGAAGUGACAUUUUUGUCCAAAAGCAAAUGUUAUUUGGCUGCAUCAAUUCAAACAGUCAGUGGUUGCCUCUUCUUAGAUUCUAGCCCUACUUUGUGCAGUGAAUGGCUCUUUGAAUUAAUUUAUUUAUCUCUCUC